AUGGUGUUCGAAGCUCUGGAGCGAUUAGGUAGCCGAGCGGAUAGAGUUCUUUUCUAUCCCGAAGACUGGGAUCUGUUCGUUGCAGAUGAUCAUGACAGGGACAGCCAGUUGCUAGAGCUCGCCAAGGAGAAGUACAAGGCUUUGCUGGUACCUAUUAGUGCGGAAAUAAUCAAGGCUGGAGGAGGCUCUGGCGAAUCUUGGGAUAAGAGUAUUGCGAAAUUGCUCGCAUUCGGCGAGACAGAAUACGAUCGCGUCAUACAUAUCGAUUCCGACGUUACCGUUCUCCAGAGUAUGGAUGAGCUCUUCUUCCUCCCACCAGCCAAAGCCGCUAUGUCUCGGGCUUACUGGGCGCUCCCGGAUACAAAGCAACUAUCGUCCCUGCUGAUCGUGAUUGAACCCUCUUAUCGCGAAUUCAAAGCCCUCAUGGAGAGUGCUCAGCCAGCUCUCCACGGUCAAGUGGAAGUUGACUCGAAUGAGACACAGAGAUAUGAUAUGGAGCUGUUGAAUAAUCGCUAUGCAGAUUCGGCCUUGGUUCUUCCGCAUCGGCAGUACGGCCUAGUUACCGGCGAGUUCCGGAAAAAAGAUCACCGCAAUUUCUUUGGAAAUGACUAUGAGACUUGGGAUCCUGACAAGGUCCUGGCAGAAGCCAAACUUGUGCACUUCUCUGACUGGCCUUUACCAAAACCCUGGGUGCUUUCAAACCAGAAGCUGCUUGCUGAGGUUCUACCCAAGUGUGACUAUAAACCCGGCACAGUGCAAGAGAGGGGUUGUCGUGAUCGGGAGGUAUGGAAGUCUCUCUACGAAGACUUCCGUCGAAGACGAAAGGUUUGCACAAAGAUUCGCAUGAUUCAUACGGAAUUUGUCUAA
This is a messenger RNA of Aspergillus fischeri NRRL 181, 867 nucleotides long. RefSeq names its product alphaN-acetylglucosamine transferase. The record is from RefSeq and is a predicted model, not a curated record. Lineage: Eukaryota; Fungi; Ascomycota; Eurotiomycetes; Eurotiales; Aspergillaceae. Gene Ontology annotation, molecular function: glycosyltransferase activity. The coding region runs from base 1 to 867 and encodes 288 amino acids. The transcript has 2 exons.